Symbiodinium natans is the source of this 819-nucleotide messenger RNA. The record is from the annotation of a GenBank genome assembly. Lineage: Eukaryota; Dinophyceae; Suessiales; Symbiodiniaceae.
AUGACAGUGAUCCGGCUGCUUCUUCUGGGUGUCCUGCUUGGCAAAACCGAGGCGGAGCUCCAAUGCACCGCUCAGCUGGCAGGUCGGACAGAGGAGACUGCAGGCAGAUGCACGCCCACUUCAUGGGAUGGAGAGGAUCCUCUACGAGACUGGGCCAUGAAGUGCUUCGACGAGUGCUUUGCCGAUCCCUACUUGCUCGAGGAGCUGCCAGGAGCAGAUGUGGACAGAAGCUACUAUCCAGCGCUUGCUUAUCCAACACGGGAGGCCUGCUCAAUUCAGGGUCCUGAGCCCGCUCUCCCACAGCUGCUUUGCAAACAGGUUGCUGCCUUUAGAAUGACUUGCAGCAAGGCCUUCCAGGAGUUCCCAAAUGCUUGCAGUGGCGGUCUCCAUGUGCAAGGUCACUACGCGGUUGCUCAGAAGCAUGUGUUUCUCGCACUCUACGCCUUCAGCUCUGCGAUCCCAGGGUCUGCAAAUGUCCGGGAAGUGUUGGAGUCUCGGCUGGUGGCAGACGGAGUGAGCAGGUGCGCUGGAAUGUACAGGAUAGCAGAGGGCAACUGCCUCGGCCUCGGCAAUGCGGAGAGACCUGGCCCAGCCCAGCUUCCACCACGACCGCCUGUCAUACCCCAAAUGCAAGGGGAGUUUCCGGAAGUGAACGCUGCUACAGAUAAUGGCAAUGAUUUCUACUUCUGGUUGGCGGUUGUGGUCCUUUUCAUCAUGCUGGCUGGUGCAACUUUGUUCCUUUCAAGAAGGAGGAACGAGGAACGGCGACGGCUCAGAGAUUCGCAAGAGAUCGAGAUCCAUAGCAUUCAUCGAGCUUAG